CUAAAACAACACAAUUUUUAUAUUUUUUAUUGGCAAAAAAUAGUCACGUCUCUGUGUCGAAAAAUAGUGCUUCAAUUAUGAACAAAAUUGGUAAAUUAUUGGCACUGCAGAUUCGUUAUAGCAGUUGCAAAGCAUUUUGACCCAGUCAAAUCAUUGCUUCGGUCCUAUGUGCAUUUUCUUGUAUAUGCGGAUUCUGCUGUCGGCAUCGAUUUGUUUUUAUUUUCAAACACUGACGUUGGCCCGAGUGUUCUCAGAUUUAGAUCAAAGAUUUAGCCCCAUACUCCAAGAAUAGUAGCAGAACUUCGAAAAUAAAAUUGUCGACAUGAGUCUUAUAAGUUUGGUAAAAAGUAAAUUACAGUCCCGAGCGUUUAAAGAUUUGUUCAAAUUGUUUUGUGCAAGUGAAAAUGAAGCUAAUCUACAGAUUGAAAGUAUGGACAUAGUGUCUACUUUAGUAGAUAACCUGGAAGAAGCACAUCAUCGGAAUGAUAUUAAACUACUUUCUGCUUGUGAGGAUAUGCUGAAACUGAUUGCUGAAAAAUGUGUUCCACAAGAAGUCUUGUUAGAAGUGUUAGAGAGGAUUGAAUCAUCACAGGAUGACAAUAUAUUUACGAGUUUGUUGAAGGUGCUCCAGGUGAUUCUUCUGCGUUUCAACGAGAAAAAGGUUCGAUCUCUCGAAUGGAGCCUAAAUACGAUAUAUUCAUAUGUUGACCGGAUUGAACUUCCCGAUUACGUGUCGAAAGUCGGGGAAGCGGAAGAAAAGCUCCUGGAAUGCGAUGAAACUAUUCGACGGAUUUUGCUUCUGUAUAUGACAGUGCUUCUGUUCUUGGAACCAAUCUGGAAAACAUUGGACAACAAAGAGAGUAUUUUCAAAUCCACCGGCUUAACAAGAAAGAAUGUUGUCAUCUGCUUCGUUUUGCAUCUGUUAGGAAAACAUUUGCUUCAUUUGGACACUCAUUACAAAUCGUAUAAGGAAGAUGAAAUUCCGGUUGUUGAAGACGUUAAAACUUACAGCCGACAAGUCGUAGAAGACUUGAUUUCAGUGAUGUGUAAUUUACUGGGGGACCCAUUCCAGUUGUUACCAUAUGGUGAAAAACGAAUGCGAUGGCGUUGCAGCAGAACUCGACAAAAUGAUUCCCCGAUCCUGAAUAUUUUCAUGAGUGAAGAAAAGUGUCCUAGGCUUGGGCUGGCAAUGUACCAUUAUUUUUUAUUGGGGGAAGAUCUUCUACCCAGCACGACUCCAACCGUUUAUGCAAAACAUCAUAUAUUUGAAAUGUGCUUGUAUUACUGUGUAACGCUAAUGACACACGAUCAAAGUUCUGCGCACCACAAGGGAAUAAUGCUCGCUAAACGGUUACUGAAAAUUAUGGCAGUAGACAAAUUGACAUCUGAUAAUCUGGACGUCCAAAUUCACCAAGAAUUCUGUACAAGCUUAUCAAAGCUUAUCGUAUAUUCCAGUUCGGAAAGAACUCGCAAGGAUGGAACUUUUCUUCUUCGUGAUUACAUAUUACAAUUUGAUUCUAAAGGCAGUUACUUGGUUAUCGCCAAUCUCUUAAAAACGAUAAAACAUAGUGGACUACAUUCUUACGUAUCGACAAUAUACAAGGAUUUGGUUAACAAACACCUUAACUGCGUAGACGAACCUGACGCAUGGUUUGUUGGGGCAUCACUAAAACAUUUGUUGCUGACGGAAAUAUGCGUUCUGAUAGAUGGAAUUGGAACGGAUUUGGUCGAAAACUCCGACACGGUUAUCACUGGCCUCAACGUGUUACGAUUCCUUCUGAUCCGUGAUAAAUUGAAUCAGACCGGUAUUUGGGAAUACACCACAGAAAUUGAACAGAACUACUUGCUUCCACUGCGUAAAUCAUUGGAUUUGUCAAAAGCUCAUUUCAAGGAGGAACAAUCAACUGUUAUACAAAGUCGUACUAGCAUAAAAGAUUCUGAAGUAGAUGUAUGUGUUAGUGUUAUCAACGGUGAAUCGGUGCCUGAAAUAAAUAGGGAGAAAAAAUUAGAAUUGUUGAACGAUGCGUUCAACAAAUUCGAUCUGAUGGAAUGUCUUCUCGCGAGAGUAAUUGACUGCAUGAACUCAAAUCCCAAGAAUACAUAAAUAUAUUUUGUUUUGUCAUUUGAUUUAUCAAUAA
This is a messenger RNA of Armigeres subalbatus, 2138 nucleotides long. Its product is annotated as ubiquinone biosynthesis protein COQ9, mitochondrial-like. The transcript is spliced from 3 exons. The coding region runs from base 323 to 2104 and encodes 593 amino acids. Gene Ontology annotation, biological process: ubiquinone biosynthetic process. Gene Ontology annotation, cellular component: mitochondrial inner membrane; cytoplasm. Lineage: Eukaryota; Metazoa; Arthropoda; Insecta; Diptera; Culicidae. Gene Ontology annotation, molecular function: lipid binding; ubiquitin-protein transferase inhibitor activity. The record is from RefSeq and is a predicted model, not a curated record.